Cicer arietinum (chickpea) is the source of this 1018-nucleotide messenger RNA. RefSeq names its product ubiquitin-conjugating enzyme E2 4-like. The record is from RefSeq and is a predicted model, not a curated record. Lineage: Eukaryota; Viridiplantae; Streptophyta; Magnoliopsida; Fabales; Fabaceae.
GCUAGGAGAAGGUUUUGGUAACACGUGGUUAUCAAUCUUCUCCCUUUAUCUCAUUCUCACACUAUAUAUUAUCUUUUCAUAUUCUUUCUUUUCUUCCCCAAUCACUCUCUCAUCACAUUCAAAACGCGCCACCAAUUAACAGGGUUUCAGGUUGAAAUAAGUGAUUUGUUGUAGUCAAAAUGUCAUCUCCAAGCAAGAGACGAGAAAUGGAUGUAAUGAAAUUGAUGAUGAGUGAUUAUACAGUGGAGACGAUAAACGAUGGACUUAGUGAAUUUAAUGUGGAGUUUCAUGGUCCAAAAGAAAGCCUUUAUGAAGGUGGAGUCUGGAAAAUUCGUGUUGAACUACCUGAUGCAUAUCCAUACAAAUCCCCUUCAAUCGGCUUUGUGAACAAAAUAUACCACCCGAAUGUUGAUGAGUUAUCUGGCUCGGUAUGCUUGGAUGUCAUUAACCAAUCAUGGAGUCCAAUGUUCGAUCUUCUAAAUGUCUUUGAAGUUUUUCUUCCACAACUCUUGCUUUAUCCAAAUGCUUCAGAUCCUUUGAAUGGUGAUGCAGCAUCAUUAAUGAUGAAGGAUAAAAAGCUGUAUGAGCAAAAAGUUAAAGAGUAUUGUGAGCGUUAUGCUAAGAAGGAAAACAUAUCCAACAAUUGUACAUCUGAUGAGGAGAGUGAUGAGGAAGACAUCAGUGAAGCAGAAAGUCAAUCAAGUGAUGAUGAAAUUCCUGGUCAUGCUGAUCCUUAAAUACUGCUCUUCAAAGUACUUGUUCAGUUAUAAUUAUAAGAUAAGAUGUAGGAUUAUUAUAUAUACUAUUUUUUUGUGCCCUUAAAAUUACAGUUGUUAAUCCUGUGUAAUUUCAUAUAAAGCUAUACUAUAAUAUAUCAUUUGAGGGCUUUAAACUUUUAAUUGUAUUUUUUACUUUCAGAAUUUAAGGAAAUCAGAAAUGUAAUUUAAUAGAUACAUACUGAAGAUUUUAGUUGUAUCCUGUCAUAAUUAGCUAAAUGUGUACUUUACAAUUGUUGAAA